AUGAAGAUGAUGCUGAAAGUGCAAAUAAUGGGCUCAAUCAUUAGUGCAGUUCAGGUGGACAUUUUGUUUCAUGGAUCAAUUCGUACUAGAACCAAAACACCUACAUCAGCUGCAAUCUGCUCUUAUCAUCAGCAGAAAACUUUUAUGUGGCUUUCAAUUCGAACGCUCUUCGUCGUUCUUAUGAUGACAAUUUCGACGGCAGCUUAUUUCACACGUCAAAUGAGACAAGACUUUGAGAAUGCUCGAGGACUGCGAUCAUCACCAGAUUUUGAUACUCAGUACGCCAAUAACUUCUUCAGAGGCUACGGAUCAGCCUCACAAUUCGGUCCCGAUUCGGGAUAUGCUGAAGACCGCUACUGGUGAAUGAUUCUGUG
This is a messenger RNA of Cylicocyclus nassatus, 374 nucleotides long. The record is from the annotation of a GenBank genome assembly. Lineage: Eukaryota; Metazoa; Nematoda; Chromadorea; Rhabditida; Strongylidae.